This is a messenger RNA of Synchiropus splendidus (mandarinfish), 3050 nucleotides long. RefSeq names its product CWF19 like cell cycle control factor 2 (gene cwf19l2). The record is from RefSeq and is a predicted model, not a curated record. Gene Ontology annotation, cellular component: post-mRNA release spliceosomal complex. Bases 8 to 2767 code for a protein of 919 amino acids. The transcript is spliced from 19 exons. Gene Ontology annotation, biological process: mRNA splicing, via spliceosome. NCBI's taxonomy places the organism in Eukaryota, Metazoa, Chordata, Actinopteri, Syngnathiformes, Callionymidae.
CACUGUCAUGGCGGCCCACGGAGUAAGUUUCCAGAGCGUAAGCUCCAUCGACGAAGAGAAAGAAAGGAAACGACAGGCUCGUAAAGAGGCAAUUGAAAAGGCCAAACAACAGUUUGAACGAGAGGAAAGGAGGAAGGAGCUGAAGAGGCAGCGAGGGGAGGACACGUGGAUGCUUCCUGAGGUCGACCAGAGAUUGCAGCAGUUAGCAGAUGAUGGAUCACUGAAGAGCAAGAAGAAGAAAGAGAAGAAAUCCAAAAAGAAAAAAGAGAAGAAAAAGAAGGCCAAAAAGGAGAAAAAAGACACUCCUGACGAUGAUGGAUCCAGCGGUAGCUCGGCGGACUCAGAGACAGAGUGGGUUGAAGCUAAGCCAGAAGCACUGGCAGUUAAACCAUGGCAAGUUUCUGAUGAGACAAAACCUGCAGAGACAGACUCGAGUCAGAAUCAGACCUCUCAGAGGGAUGAAUGGAUGACUUUUGACUUUUUGGCCAUGAAAACCACAUCAACAGCUGACAGAAGAGCUGAGAAAGAGCGAAAGAAAGAGGAGGAGAGAGCCAAGGCUCAGGCCAUUGAGCAGGCUGGUCUGCACAAACUGGAGCUAAAUCCUUAUUGGAAAGAUGGAGGAACAGGUCUCCCACCAGAGCAGGACGCUGGUGCAGCAGUAAAGAAAGCAAGUACAGUGGUGAAUGAUGGUGGUCUGAGUUGGCUGCGCAAAAGCUAUCAGAGAAUGAAGGAGCAGGCUGAGAGGGAGCAGCGCAGCCUCAACGACAUUGUGGCGGAGAGAUAUGGAUCGAUGGAGACAUUUCAGCAGAGAAUGGCUGAGGCUGAAGAAGCUCUGUAUGGACAGAAAAGAGGACGAGACGACAGAGAUGGCUGGAGAAAGGGCAGGGAAGAAACUAGAGAGAGGUGGCGGAGAAGAGAGGAAGACGGUGAUAGGCAGAGGAGAAAUGACAGGGAUCAUUCACCUUCAGAUCGCGACAGACACUCGGGCAGCUUCCGAGACAAUGAGGGGCGUAGAGACAAGGAACGCAGCAAUCGAGAAAGGGACUCAAACAGGGAUAGAGAAAGAAAUGGUGAUUCCGAGAAGGACAGAAGUGGAAAUGAAGAAAGAUAUAGGGGUCGUGACAGGGAUGGAUAUCGAGAUCAAGACAAACAAAGGUCAAAUAUGUCAUCAUCUUCCUCCUCAAGUGGAAAAUAUGUUGAUCAACGUCCCCUCUCUCUGGGGUCACUGAAAGGUCGUUUCCUCAAACCAUCAGAAAAUGACGACAGUCAUUCAGGUCCAUCAAGACAUCCAUCAAGUGCCCAGCGAUCUGCUGCCUUCAUGAAACCAAGCUCUGAUGAUGAGGAUGCAGCUGCUCGUGCCACCAACCCAUCUGCCUGGAAGAAGAGCGCUAAUCCUGCUGACAAACCUGAGGCCAAACCUGUCACUAGGACCACACUCACUGAUCCUGACGAUGGAUCUGGUGACAAAGCUGCUGUGGAAGCCUCAAGUGAAAGCAGUAGUGAGGAGGAAGAACUUCCUUUGCUGUCAGAAGAGGAAAUGAACAAACUGGGUGCUAAACUGGUCAAGGCCGAGAUCAUGGGGAACACGGCCAUGGUGGCGAAGCUGAAAGCUCAGUUGGAUGCAGCUCAUAAAGCCAAAGAAAGUCACGCUGCCCGAAUGAAGCUUCACGAAGCCAAAAAACCAAACCAGGCUGCUGGUCGCUCGAAAGAAGAGCAGGAGCUUGUUCUGUUCCGAACCGAUCAUUCUGGUCGAGCCUGGCCGGUCAAUGCCCCGUCUGAACACCAAGAGCCACAUAGAGGGCGCCGCAAGAAAACAAAGAUUGAGACGCAUGUGGAUGGGGAGCGUGUGAGGUACUUCCAAGAUGACGAUAGCAUAGGUCUGCAGGAGAUGGUCCGGCGGGAGAAGAUGAGCUCCGCUCAGGAUCAGAAUGCCCUCUACUCUCGGAUGGCAGCCAAGAUGAUGGGGAAGACGGACGGCGACAACUACACUCUGGAUGAUAUGUUUGUGUCGAGUGCUGCACAGAAAGAGGGUGAAGGGAGGGAUGAAGAGAGGAUGAGGAACAGAGCCAUCGGGGAGAGCAGGAUGCUGGCUGCCUCCAUGGACAAAUGUCGACACUGCUUCAGUAGCCCGGAGCUCCCGAAGCACCUGAUCAUUGCCGUCGGUAGUAAGGUCUACCUGAGCCUCCCGGCAGGACUCUCCCUGACUGAGGGCCACUGUCUCAUCUGUCCACUGCAGCAUCACUGCUCCGCUACUGGACUGGACGAGGACAUCUGGGACGAGUUGCAGGUGUUCCGGCGCAGUUUGGUGCGGAUGUUUGAGUCCCAGGAGCUGGACUGUGUCUUCUUGGAAACCAACAUGAACCUGCAUCGACGGCAACAUAUGGUUGUGGAGUGUAUUCCUUUGCCCCGGGAACUCGGUGAUAUGGCCCCCAUAUAUUUUAAGAAAGCCAUCAUGGAGUGCGAUGAGGAGUGGGCCAUGAACAAGAAGGUGGUGGACCUCUCAUCGAAAGACAUCCGGAAAGCUGUUCCUCGCGGUCUGCCCUACUUUGCUGUGGACUUCGGACUCCAGGGAGGCUUCGCUCAUGUGAUUGAAAAUGAACAGAAAUUCCCCCAUUACUUUGGCAAGGAAGUGGUCGGAGGCAUGAUGGACUUGGAGCCACGACGGUGGAGAAAGCUGAUCAGGGAGAACUUUGACGACCAGAGGAAAAAGGUGCUGCAGUUUGCGCAGUGGUGGAAGCCGCACGACUGCACCAAGACUGGAAAUUGAACACUCAUGUCAGGACUUAUACAAGUGGAUCACACAGUCACAUUAUCGUGAUGUUUUUGCGAAUUGUUUAGCAUCAUGAGAACAUUUGUGGAGAGCUAUUAAAAUGAUAUUUUGUUUUAUAUUACCAUUGCUGUUGCUUUUCACUCUCUCACAUCCACGUGAUUCAUUAGUAUUCUUCUCCCUUUUUGCGAUAUUGAUUUAUUCUCCGUCCGACGAUUAAAUCUCAAACUUUAUUGAGGGUCAAAUUACUCAAUACCCGCCUUCACUCUGCGGCACAGGCGUU